AUGGUCAAGAGAGGAUUGAUCGCGUUGGAUUCAAGAAAAGAAUCCGAAGAAAAGAGGAACUACUGUAAGUUCCACAAUGAGGUGGGGCAUGAAAUCCAAGAGUGUGUGGAGUUCAGGGCCCUCGUGCAAGACAUGAUAAACAAUAAAGAGAUGGAGUUUUAUGAAGAAGCUAAAAACCCCGGAGAGGGAGAUAUAUGCGCAUCAGAGGGAGAAUCGAUGACACAGAAUCAAGCAGUUAACUACCCCGUGGUCAUCAUAUCGCGACCCAAAAAUAAUGAAGCUGGAGUGCGAAUGCCACCAAGGGUCAUAAUCCAAAGACCUGCAAUCUUCCCCUAUAAAGACAGUAAAAGGGUCCCAUGGAAUUAUGAUUGCAACGUGACGAUUCCGGGAAAGGAAAGCCCGCGGGAAACGUUACGAUACAACAAGCGAAAAGGCACAACCCAUAAAAGGAAAAGCCCCAGUGGUCGAAGAGAUGCAGGAAAAGCGACCAAGUCUGAACUUCCUGUCAAUGAGCCAGUUAACGAGGAGGAGGCUAAGGAGUUUCUAAAAUUCCUGAAGCACAAUGAGUACAGCGUGGUGGAACAGCUACGUAAGCAACCAGCUCGCAUCUCAGUAUUAGCUUUACUCCUGAGUUCGAAAGUCCACCGCAUCGCGCUGAAGAAGGUCUUGAAUGAAACAUAUGUUGCUAAUGAUAUCUCCAUCAAUAAGCUGGACCGCUUGGUUAGCAAUAUAAGUACCGGCAACUGUAUCUUUUUUAAUGACGACGAGAUACCACCUGGUGGCAUGGGGGCGACUAAAGCUUUGCACAUCACCACGCAUUGUAAAGGGUAUACGUUGCCAAGCGUACUGAUUGACAACGAAUCGGCCUUGAACGUCCUGCCGUUGACCACGCUAAACAGGUUACCUAUAGGCAACUCUCAUAUGAAGGAGUGCCAGAACAUAGUGAAAGUAUUCGAUGGCACGGAGAGAAAGGUGAUGGGCAAAAUCGAGGGGUGUAACUUGGACGACGGUGGGGCGGUGCUGCAGGCAUCGGUGGUGGAUGGGACAGGGUUGAAACUGGUUUCAGAUGGGUGGUUGAUAACGAUCAAUGCUGAAGAGGAUAUCAUUGCAACUGUAAGCAAUAAUGCGCCCUAUUUGGAGACAGAUGACGAAGCAACCAAAUGUUCAUUUCGGUCUCUGGAAUUCAUUAAUGCGACGUUCAUCACCGAGGGAAGCAAGAUUCUUAUGCCAAAAUUGUCUAAAACUACGAGGAUGAGUCUACGGUUGAUGGUUGAAAAAGGGGCCUUACCCGGAAGAGGACUUGGGAGACAUCUCCAAGGAAUGGUUGAAACUCCAGUACUGAAGGACAAGAGAGACCGCUUCGGCUUAGGAUUUAAGCCGGAUGCGAGACAAAGGAGAAGGGAGCUGGAAAAGUAG
Gossypium arboreum is the source of this 1416-nucleotide messenger RNA. RefSeq lists its product as uncharacterized. Lineage: Eukaryota; Viridiplantae; Streptophyta; Magnoliopsida; Malvales; Malvaceae. The coding region runs from base 1 to 1416 and encodes 471 amino acids. The transcript has 4 exons. The record is from RefSeq and is a predicted model, not a curated record. Gene Ontology annotation, molecular function: nucleic acid binding.